AUGACUUCUGGGAAUCCAGAAAACAUGAAACAUAACAAAGAAAACUCAGACGAGAGAGUUCCCUUGUUAUCAAGGACUCAAGAUGAGAAAGUGAUGACAGAUAAAUACUCUGGAGCAUCCUUUCAUGGCUCUGUGUUCAAUCUGUCAUGCACCAUUGUUGGUUCUGGCAUUAUGAGCCUGCCUGCAACCUUGAAAAUGCUGGGGCUCGUUCCUGGUAUUGUUUUGAUCAUUAUAGUUGCAUUUGUUAUCGAGGCGUCGAUCGAGAUGUUGUUGAGAUUCAGCAAGGCAGGGUGUGCAUAUUCCUAUGGUGAUGCCAUGGCUGAUGCCUUUGGAAGAAUUGGGAAAAUCUUACUUCAGAUCUGCAUUGUUAUCUACAACACUGGUUCUCUUAUAGUGUACAUGAUUAUAAUUGAGGAUGUGCUUUCUGGAUCAACCUCAAAAGAGGUUCACCAUGCCGGCAUUUUGGAAGGGUGGUUUGGAGAACAUUGGUGGACUAGCCGCGCCUUUGUUCUUGUUGCAGUAACUGUUAUUAUAUUUUUUCCAUUGAUGUUCUUCGAGCGUAUUGAUUCAGCCAGAUAUAUCUCUGUUAUAUCAGUUGGAUUGGCGAUUGUGUUCCUUCUUGUUGUCAUUGGGGUCACAACUUUCAAAUUAGUGGACGGAAGCAUAGAGACGCCUAAAUGGUUUCCGGCUGUUACUGAUUCAACAUCAUUCCUUAAUCUCUUCACUGCAGUCCCUGUUGUUGUCUUUGCAUACAUCUGCCACUACAAUGUUCACACAAUACAGAAUGAGCUUGCAGAUUCUUCCCUAAUUCAAGGGGUUGUUCGGGGUUCGCUUGCUCUAUGUGCGGUUAUCUAUGUAAUGACUGGCAUUUUCGGGUUCCUUCUGUUUGGUGAAUCAACAUAUACUGACUUGCUCUCCAACUUUGACACUGACAUUGGCGUUCCAUAUAGCUCACUGUUCAAUGACAUUGUUCGAAUUAGCUAUGCCGGUCAUGUUAUACUUGUCUUCCCAACCAUAUUCUUACCUCUGCGGCUCAACUUGGAUGGCCUCCUUUUCCCCUCAGCAAGGCCCCUGGCUUUGGACAAGAAGAGGUUUGUGUUGGAAAGUGUAGGGCUUGUCCUCAUUUCCCUUGUGGGUGCAAUAUCCAUACCAAAUAUUUGGGUAGCUUUUGAGUUCACAGGAGCAACAAUGGGAGGGUUACUUGCAUUUGUGUUUCCUGCCUCCAUCACUCUCAAGGACCCUCAUUGUAUAGCAACUACCAAGGACAAGAUUGUGUCAGUCUCCAUGAUCAUUCUUGCAGUAGUUUCAAACUUCAUGGCCAUAUGUAGCAAUCUGCGCUCUUUGUUGUCCUAA
Molecule: messenger RNA, 1353 nt
Organism: Prunus armeniaca (apricot)
Lineage: Eukaryota; Viridiplantae; Streptophyta; Magnoliopsida; Rosales; Rosaceae
Source: the annotation of a GenBank genome assembly